CAAAUUUUGGUGUUUGUUCAUUUUUUCUAGAACCCUCUCUCACUGCCAUGGCUCUUAGAGUUAGACCCGAACUACAAAAUGUUUCUUUAUUCUCGAACACGUUUAAUGUACUGAUCGUCACCCAACUUUUACAUUCGCUUGCUAAGGGAAUGACAGACUCAGAUAAGAUGUCUCCAUAUACACGAAUAUCAGUCACAGAAGCUCAUGGAAAAAGCUGGAAUCUCAAUGCCAAUGGGUCAAAUCGUCAAGUCAAAACGAGCUGCAGGAGUUAUGAUAGACCGCAUAGGGAGUAGGAUACGAGGCAGACAAACCGUUUCAUUCAUCAUGCUAACUCCCACUCUGAAAACUCUCGUGCACUUCUAAAACUUCAACUCCUCCAUGACAAUCGAAAGUCUACAGA
Molecule: messenger RNA, 400 nt
Organism: Fusarium redolens
Lineage: Eukaryota; Fungi; Ascomycota; Sordariomycetes; Hypocreales; Nectriaceae
Exons: 2
Coding region: 48-293 (81 amino acids)
Source: RefSeq, a predicted model, not a curated record